This is a messenger RNA of Haliotis rufescens (red abalone), 3015 nucleotides long. RefSeq names its product nuclear pore complex-interacting protein family member B4-like. Lineage: Eukaryota; Metazoa; Mollusca; Gastropoda; Lepetellida; Haliotidae. The coding region runs from base 1 to 3015 and encodes 1004 amino acids. The transcript is spliced from 2 exons. The record is from RefSeq and is a predicted model, not a curated record.
AUGUCUCUUCCUAAUAUCAAUCCUGUGUCUUCCCACUACCACCCUCUCCAUUCCCCACUACCACCCUUUCCCUUCCCUCCUGGCAUCUGCUCUCUUUUCACCAAAUCAUCUACCUUCUCUACUCCCAUCCUCUCCCUUCCCAAAUACCAUCCUCUCCCUUCUCUACUCCCAUCACCUCCCUUCCACACUCUCCUCUGCCCCCAUCAUGUCAUCAUCACCACUCCAUUGCCUUGUCCUCCCUCUGCCCCCAUCAUGUCAUCACCACCACUCCAUUGCCUUCUCCUCCCUCUGUCCCCAUCAUGUCAUCAUCACCACUUCAUUGCCUUGUCCUCCCUCUGUCCCCAUCACGUCAUCAUCACCACUCCAUUGCCUUCUCCUCCCUCUGUCCCCAUCACGUCAUCAUCACUACCCCAUUGCCUUGUCCUCCCUCUGCCCCCAUCAUGUCAUCAUCACCACUCCAUUGCCGUCUCCUCCCUCUGCCCCCAUCACGUCAUCAUCACCACUCCAUUGCCUUCUCCUCCCUCUGCCCCCAUCAUGUCAUCAUCACCACUCCAUUGCCUUGUCCUCCCUCUGCCCCCAUCAUGUCAUCAUCACCACUCCAUUGCCUUCUCCUCCCUCUGCCCCCAUCACGUCAUGAUCACCACUCCAUUGCCUUGUCCUCCCUCUGCCCCCAUCAUGUCAUCAUCACCACUCCAUUGCCUUGUCCUCCCUCUGCCCCCAUCAUGUCAUCAUCACCACUCCAUUGCCUUCUCCUCCCUCUGCCCCCAUCACGUCAUGAUCACCACUCCAUUGCCUUGUCCUCCCUCUGCCCCCAUCAUGUCAUCAUCACCACUCCAUUGCCUUGUCCUCCCUCUGCCCCCAUCAUGUCAUCAUCACCACUCCAUUGCCUUCUCCUCCCUCUGCCCCCAUCAUGUCAUCAUCACCACUCCAUUGCCUUGUCCUCCCUCUGUCCCCAUCACGUCAUCAUCACCACUCCAUUGCCUUCUCCUCCCUCUGCCCCCAUCACGUCAUCACCACUCCAUUGCCUUGUCCUCCCUCUGUCCCCAUUAUGUCAUCAUCACCACUCCAUUGCCUUGUCCUCCCUCUGCCCCCAUCAUGUCAUCAUCACCACUCCAUUGCCUUGUCCUCCCUCUGCCCCCAUCAUGUCAUCACCACCGCUCCAUUGCCUUCUCCUCCCUCUGCCCCCAUCAUGUCAUCAUCACCACUCCAUUGCCUUGUCCUCCCUCUGCCCCCAUCAUGUCAUCAUCACCACUCCAUUGCCUUGUCCUCCCUCUGCCCCCAUCAUGUCAUCAUCACCACUCCAUUGCCUUCUCCUCCCUCUGCCCCCAUCAUGUCAUCAUCACCACUCCAUUGCCUUCUCCUCCCUCUGCCCCCAUCACGUCAUCACCACUCCAUUGCCUUGUCCUCCCUCUGCCCCCAUCAUGUCAUCAUCACCACUCCAUUGCCUUCUCCUCCCUCUGCCCCCAUCACGUCAUCAUCACCACUCCAUUGCCUUGUCCUCCCUCUGCCCCCAUCAUGUCAUCAUCACCACUCCAUUGCCUUGUCCUCCCUCUGCCCCCAUCAUGUCAUCAUCACCACUCCAUUGCCUUCUCCUCCCUCUGCCCCCAUCAUGUCAUCAUCACCACUCCAUUGCCUUGUCCUCCCUCUGUCCCCAUCACGUCAUCAUCACCACUCCAUUGCCUUCUCCUCCCUCUGCCCCCAUCACGUCAUCACCACUCCAUUGCCUUGUCCUCCCUCUGCCCCCAUUAUGUCAUCAUCACCACUCCAUUGCCUUGUCCUCCCUCUGCCCCCAUCAUGUCAUCAUCACCACUCCAUUGCCUUGUCCUCCCUCUGCCCCCAUCAUGUCAUCACCACCGCCCAUUGCCUUCUCCUCCCUCUGCCCCCAUCAUGUCAUCAUCACCACUCCAUUGCCUUGUCCUCCCUCUGCCCCCAUCAUGUCAUCAUCACCACUCCAUUGCCUUGUCCUCCCUCUGCCCCCAUCAUGUCAUCAUCACCACUCCAUUGCCUUCUCCUCCCUCUGCCCCCAUCAUGUCAUCAUCACCACUCCAUUGCCUUGUCCUCCCUCUGCCCCCCUCAUGUCAUCACCACGCCAUUGCCUUCUCCUCCCUCUGCCCCCAUCAUGUCAUCAUCACCACUCCAUUGCCUUGUCCUCCCUCUGCCCCCAUCAUGUCAUCAUCACCACUCCAUUGCCUUGUCCUCCCUCUGCCCCCAUCAUGUCAUCACCACCACUCCAUUGCCUUCUCCUCCCUCUGCCCCCAUCAUGUCAUCAUCACCACUCCAUUGCCUUGUCCUCCCUCUUCCCCCCUCAUGUCAUCACCACGCCAUUGCCUUCUCCUCCCUCUGCCCCCAUCAUGUCAUCAUCACCACUUCAUUGCCUUGUCCUCCCUCUGUCCCCAUCACGUCAUCAUCACCUCUCCAUUGCCUUGUCCUCCCUCUGCCCCCAUCAUGUCAUCACCUCUCCAUUGCCUCAUCCUCCCUCUGCCCCCAUCAUGUCAUCAUCACCACUCCAUUGCCUUGUCCUCCCUCUGUCCCCAUCACGUCAUCACCACUCCAUUGCCUUCUCCUCCCUCUGCCCCAUCAUGUCAUCACCACUCCAUUGCCUUGUCCUCCCUCUGCCCCCAUCAUGUCAUCAUCACCACUCCAUUGCCUUGUCCUCCCACUGUCCCCAUCACGUCAUCACCACUCCAUCGCCUUCUCCUCCCUCUGCCCCAUCACGUCAUCACCACUCCAUUGCCUUCUCCUCCCUCUGCCCCAUCAUGUCAUCACCACUCCAUUGCCUUGUCCUCCCUCUGCCCCCAUCAUGUCAUCAUCACCUCUCCAUUGCCUUGUCCUCCCUCUGUCCCCAUCACGUCAUCACCACUCCAUUGCCUUCUCCUCCCUCUGCCCCAUCACGUCAUCACCACUCCAUUGCCUUCUCCUCCCUCUGCCCCAUCACGUCAUCACCACUCCAUUGCCUUCUCCUCCCUCUGCCCCUCACCAGGUCCAGAACAAACCCGGAGACAGGAAAGUAUUUAG